AUGGAAGACCCGAAAUGCAGAUUAUCUCCGACGACCUUGACCAUUUUCAUUCUCCAUCUCAUUUGCAUUCAAAGCAUCUCCCCUGCUAAUGGUGCUAUUGCAGGAGCUGACACGAGGAGCUCGUUGUCGGCUUAUAUCAUCCAAGUACGAAAGCCAACGGACAUACAUCUCGCUACUAUAGAGGAUCUUGAUACUUUUUAUCGGUCAUUUUUACCCGCCACAGCAGCCAGCUCUAACCAAGAGCGAGGAAUAGUUCACUCAUACCGACAUGUGCUAUCAGGGUUUGCAGCCAAAUUGACGGCCGAGGAAGCUAAAGCCAUUCGAGAGAAGGACGGUGUUUUGGCCGUGCGUCCGGAGAAGGCGCUCUCUCUACACACAACCCACAGCCCCGACUUCCUGGGAUUGCACCAAGGAGUCGGGCUCUGGAAGGACUCAAACUUCGGUAAGGGCGUGAUCAUCGGAGUACUGGACACGGGGGUUUUCCCCGACCACUCUUCCUUCAGCGACAAGAACGUGCCUCCACCCCCCGCCAAAUGGAAGGGCAGGUGUGACUUCGACGGCACGUCUUGCAACAACAAGCUCAUCGGUGCGAGAUCUUUUAUCAGCUCGAGUAACACUGUGGCCCAAGCCGAUCCACCAUAUGAUAGUGAGGGCCAUGGCACACACACUUCCAGCACAGCUGCUGGUGCUUUUGUGAGGAAUGCCAAUGCGCUCGGUAAUGCCAAUGGCACGGCCUCAGGCAUAGCACCCCUUGCGCAUUUGGCAAUUUACCAGGUUUGCAGUUCUCUUGGGUGCAGUGAGGGAGACAUAUUAGCUGGGUUAGACGCUGCCACCGAAGACGGUGUCGAUGUGCUUUCCCUCUCUUUAGGUGGAAAUUCCCAACCGUUCUACAGUGACUUGAUCGCAACGGGUGCGUUUGCCGCCACCCAAAAGGGCAUCUUGGUAAGCUGCUCCGCGGGGAAUUCGGGGCCAUCCAGCGGCACGUUGUCAAACGAGGCACCCUGGAUUCUCACUGUGGGAGCAAGCAGCAUCGACCGCAGCAUAAAGGCAACGGCGCGGCUCGGGAAUGGGAAGGAGUUCGAUGGGGAGACCUUGUACCAACCGAGCGACUUCGAUCCGGUGCCACUUCCCCUUGUUUAUGCUGGAGAAAAAGGAGAUCCAUCCUCGGCCUACUGCCUUACCGGAUCACUGGGAAACCGCUCGGGCCUCCGAGGGAAAGUGGUCGUGUGCGACAAUGACGGAACUGGGCGACGCGAUAAAGGUCAGGAAGUCCAGGACGCAGGUGGCGUGGCCAUGAUCCUCGUGAACAGUAUCGAUGGUGGAUACACCACAUUUGCCGAUAGGCAUGUUCUACCCGCCGUCCAUGUGAGUUAUGCCGCUGGGAGUGAUAUCAAGCAAUACAUAAGCACAGCGUCAGCACCGAAGGCCACGAUCCUAUUCAAAGGCACGCACAUCAACGGGAGAUCUGCCGACCCGGCUGUAACAUCCUUCUCUUCUCGCGGCCCCAACGCGCAAAGCCCAGGCAUCCUCAAACCAGACAUCAUCGGCCCGGGCUUGAACAUUCUAGCCGGUUGGCCAUUUCCUUUAGGCAAUUCUACGGACAAGAAGCGUGCAUUCGCUGUGCUCUCCGGGACCUCCAUGUCCUGCCCCCACCUCAGCGGUGUGGCUGCGCUGCUCAAGAGCGCGCACCCCGACUGGUCGCCAGCGGCCGUCAAGUCCGCCAUCAUUACCACUGCAACCACCUCCAACUUGAAGGGCCAACCCAUCGUGGACGAGACGCUCCGUCCAGCGGACAUUUUCGCCACGGGCGCUGGACACGUCAAUCCAUCAAAGGCCGUCGAUCCUGGUCUCAUUUACGACACCGCACCGCAAGAUUACAUUCCUUACCUUUGUGGCCUCGACUACACCGACUCCGAAAUCGAGCGCAUAGUUAAAGAAAACGUCAAAUGCUCAAGCAUAAGGAGCAUACCCGACUACCAGCUCAACUAUCCAUCGAUCAGCGUGAGCUUCGACGGUUCGGCGACGAAGGUCAGCGUGACAAGGACGGUGAGGAACGUCGGACCCGCGCAGUCACGUUACCGUUCGGUCAUUGACCCAAUCAAGGGUUUGGACUUGAUUGGCGUGCAACCACGCGAUCUGGUGUUCACAAAGGCGAACCAGACAGCAAGUUAUAGGGUUGACUUUACGAGGAGUGGGAAAGCUAAGCCGGCCACACCCUAUGCUUGGGGGGCGGUCACGUGGGUCUCUGCUAAGCAUUCGGUUCGAACCCCAGUCGUUGUUAGGUUUGCGUGAUCGUUGGGAAAAUGAAGUCGAUAAAAAGGGUAGCCGCUUGAGGACUGACGUGACGAUUGUUUAUUUUGGCUAUUCUCCCUAUUUUUUCCGUCUUGAAUAAUGAAUAAAACAUUUCACAUUUGAA
Eucalyptus grandis is the source of this 2416-nucleotide messenger RNA. RefSeq names its product subtilisin-like protease. Lineage: Eukaryota; Viridiplantae; Streptophyta; Magnoliopsida; Myrtales; Myrtaceae. The transcript has a single exon. The coding region runs from base 1 to 2292 and encodes 763 amino acids. Gene Ontology annotation, molecular function: serine-type endopeptidase activity. The record is from RefSeq and is a predicted model, not a curated record. Gene Ontology annotation, biological process: proteolysis.